AUGCCGCGCAGCAAGCCCGCUCCGGUUAAACGCCAGCGCGUCGAGCCGAGCGGCGACGCGGCGCUCUUUGCCGCGGCGCAGCGCGUGGUCGAGCAGCUCGAGGCGGAGGAGGUGGAGGCGUGGACGGCGUGCGCCGAGACCGCCUCGCGCCACGUCGACUUUGGCGCGGUCCCUGCCGCGGCGUUCGGGCUCGCCAAGGCGGUCGUGCCGGCGGAGGACCACGAGAUCUUUGUGAGGCUGCACGACACAAUCGUGGAGCGGCACCGCAAGACGAUGGCCGGGUGGGGGGGCGUCGACGACAGCUCGGGGCGGCAGCGGUGCUACGGUUACUUUCGGAACCCCGCCGCCGAGGCGCUGCACGCUCGCUCGCACAGCAUGCGCGAGCUCGCCGGCGGCCGUGCAGCGGAGGACCGCGAGGCCAACCGGCGCGCCUCCUCCCUGCUCGAGCCGGACGACCUGCCCGAGGGGCUCGACGCGGCGCUCGACCGGCUCUGCGCGUGCCUCGCGCCUCAGAUCGCGGCCGCGUCGCGGUCCGCGCUGUCGCCGGCGCGGCUGGUUGCGGCGCAGCCGAACUUGCACAACGGGCGGCGCUACCUGCGGCCGCACCUCGAUGAGCCGCUGCACGACGGCUUUGGCGUCGUCAUCGUCACCGUGGCGGUGCGAGGGUCCGCGACGGUGCUGCUUCAGACCGACGGCGCCGCGCGGCAGCGGCUGUGCUUUCGGCUCGAGAGCGGCGGCCGCGAGGCGUACGCGCUGUCGGGCGCGGCGCGCGACGCGUGCUUGCACGGCGUGCUGGCGGACGAGGGCGGCGAGCCACGUUGCUCGCUCAACUUGCGGUUCGGGCUGCACAGCCCCGGCAUGGAGGGCGAGUUCCCGGCGGGGCGGGUCGGGUACGGCGGCGCGGGAGAGGCGCUAGGAGAGGCGAAGUAGGGCCCCCGCGGCGCCCGCGCACGUGCGAGGCUAAAGAACCCACCUUUGAGGGCGCAAAAGGCUGCUCAAUCCGGGAUCGGCUGGCUUGGCCCGUCAUUCUUACGUAGCUGCGGUUACGGUGAUAAGAUACACACAUUC
Molecule: messenger RNA, 1068 nt
Organism: Emiliania huxleyi CCMP1516
Lineage: Eukaryota; Haptophyta; Isochrysidales; Noelaerhabdaceae
Exons: 3
Coding region: 1-930 (309 amino acids)
Source: RefSeq, a predicted model, not a curated record